Volvox carteri f. nagariensis is the source of this 696-nucleotide messenger RNA. RefSeq lists its product as uncharacterized. Gene Ontology annotation, molecular function: glutathione transferase activity. Bases 1 to 696 code for a protein of 231 amino acids. The transcript is spliced from 7 exons. Lineage: Eukaryota; Viridiplantae; Chlorophyta; Chlorophyceae; Chlamydomonadales; Volvocaceae. The record is from RefSeq and is a predicted model, not a curated record. Gene Ontology annotation, biological process: glutathione metabolic process.
AUGACCACACUGAAAAAUACCGAGGAGCUUUGGGAGCUGAUCUACUGGCCAGGCGUCAAGGGCCGCGGAGAGUACGUCCGCCUAGUAUUCGAGGAGGCCGGUGUUCCUUACGUUGAUGUUGCCGUGAAAGGAGCCCCCGAAUCCCAAAACCCCGAAGGCAUGCAGUCUGUCAUUGACUUCACCUGGAAGGGCGGCAACACGGGCUUCCCGGUGCGCGCCCCGCCGGCGAUACGGCGAGGCGACUUUGUGCUGUCCAACACACCCGUCGUCAUGGCUUACCUGGGUCGGCAGUUUGGUUUGAUGCCCGAUGGGCUGGAGGAUGCAGCCCACGUGGAGCAAGUGCUGGCCGUGGUGACUGAUGCGGUGGCAGAGGGCCGCCUGGCGUUCCAUCCCAAGGACUUUUACGCGAGCCACAAGACUCAGGUGGAGGAGUCCAAGCCGUACAUCAAGCAGUACGGCGAGAGCCGGCUGCCCAAGUAUUUGCAGUACUGGGAGGCCCUCCUAGAGGGGAACCCGGACCCCCAGGCAAGCCGCAAGCUAGCGGGCUCUUCUUCCUUUCCAGGCUUCCUUAUCGGCGGCUCCGUCACCGUCGCCGACCUCGCGGUGUAUCACAAGCGCAUCGCGUCUCGUCCGCGCAUCCAGGCCUACCUGCAGAGCGACCGCUGCCCGCCCUGGGAUAACGACAGCAUGAUGUGA